UGCAGCUCAGUUGCCCAAAAGAACACAUCCUUUCAUUUCGUGGGUUUUUCACAUUAGUUCACUUCAAUUACGUUGUAUGGUUGAAUCCCUUGCUUAGGGUUUAUUUCUUCAAAUUCAGCUUUUCGUCAAUUUCAUCAUCAUCUUCCUCUCUGAUUCUGGGAUCUUAAGAUGGCGUCGAACGGAGGGGGAAAUGGAGAAUUCAGUUUUGAUAGCAAGAGGAAAAGUGGAUUACCUAAGAUCCAGACACAGAAGACAGAUGAUGAAAACGUUGUUUGCCAUGACGACAGUGCUACGCCUGUGAAAGCUCAGACGUUGGAUGAGUUGCAUUCUCUUCAGAAGAAGAAAUCUGCACCCACUACACCCAUCAAGUCCCCUCAUGUUUUCGGUGGCGUUGCCGUUUCUGAAGAAGAACGCCAGACACAACAGCUCCAAUCCAUUAGUGCAUCAUUGGCGUCUUUGACACGAGAGACAGGACCAAAAGUAGUGAGAGGAGACCCUUCAAGGACGGAAACGCCCAAGGUGCAAAAGCCGGCUCACCACGUACACCACACCCCUGUCCUUAACAUUAGUGACAGUGGCCUCAAGUUCACUCACAUUCUCUACAAUCUCUCUCCUGCUGAGCUGUAUGAGCAAGCAAUCAAGUAUGAAAAGGGAUCAUUCAUCACGUCAAGUGGUGCUUUGGCCACACUUUCCGGAGCCAAAACAGGGCGUUCCCCUAGAGACAAACGUGUUGUUAGAGAUGAAACUACUGAGGAUGACCUUUGGUGGGGAAAGGGCUCACCCAAUAUCGAAAUGGACGAGCAGACUUUCUUAAUCAACAGAGAAAGAGCUGUUGAUUACCUAUGCUCUUUGGAGAGGGUGUACGUGAAUGAUCAGUUCCUCAACUGGGAUCCAAACAACCGUAUCAAAGUUAGAAUUGUAUCUGCCAGAGCCUAUCACUCCUUGUUCAUGCACAACAUGUGUAUCCGACCCACUCCAGAAGAGCUGGAGGAUUUUGGUACUCCGGACUUCACAAUAUACAACGCUGGUCAAUUCCCAUGUAACCGUUACACCCACUAUAUGACUUCCUCUACUAGCAUAGACAUCAAUCUUGGUAGGAGGGAAAUGGUCAUCCUUGGCACACAGUAUGCUGGGGAAAUGAAGAAAGGUCUUUUCGGCGUAAUGCACUAUCUAAUGCCUAAGCGCCAAAUCCUCUCUCUACACUCUGGCUGCAAUAUGGGAAAAGAAGGAGAUGUAGCCCUCUUUUUUGGAUUAUCAGGAACUGGGAAGACAACACUGUCUACUGAUCACAACCGAUACCUUAUUGGAGAUGAUGAACACUGCUGGAGUAAUCAUGGUGUCUCAAACAUUGAGGGAGGUUGCUAUGCCAAAUGCGUAGACCUUUCAAGGGAGAAGGAGCCUGAUAUCUGGAAUGCCAUCAAGUUUGGCACUGUGCUGGAAAAUGUGGUUUUCGAAGAACAUACCCGAGAAGUGGAUUAUGCAGACAAAUCAGUGACAGAGAACACCCGGGCAGCAUAUCCGAUCGAAUACAUCCCAAAUGCUAAAAUACCAUGUGUUGGUCCUCAUCCAAAGAAUGUCAUUCUCCUUGCAUGUGAUGCAUUUGGCGUGCUUCCACCAGUCAGCAAAUUGAACUUGGCACAGACAAUGUACCACUUUAUCAGUGGCUACACAGCUUUGGUGGCAGGAACUGAGGAUGGUAUUAAGGAGCCUACAGCAACAUUUUCAGCAUGUUUUGGUGCAGCAUUUAUCAUGCUUCAUCCAACAAAAUAUGCAGCCAUGCUGGCUGAGAAGAUGCAGAAACAGGGAGCUACAGGAUGGCUUGUGAACACUGGCUGGUCAGGUGGAAGUUAUGGAUCAGGCAGCCGAAUUAAGUUAGCUUACACAAGGAAGAUCAUUGAUGCCAUCCACUCCGGGGCGCUUUUGAAAGCGGAAUACAAGAAGACCGACGUAUUCGGGCUGGAGAUUCCAACUGAACUUGAGGGAGUACCUUCCGAGAUUCUGGAUCCUGUGAACACUUGGCCCGACAAGAAGGCCCACAAAGAUACCCUGUUGAAGUUGGGAGGCCUCUUUAAGAAGAAUUUUGAGGUGUUCGCUAACUACAAGAUUGGAACUGAUAGCAACCUGACUGAGGAGAUCCUGGCAGCUGGUCCAAACUUCUAAUUGAAGAAGAAUUUGCCUGAAGUGAUGGUUGGGGAAAAUAUGAUCAUAUAUAGAGAAAUAAGAUAGCCAGAAAACAUAUGUAAUAUUAUUCGUGUGCUACAUUUUAUGUGUAAUUUGCCAGGAAGGAGUUUCACAUCCAUGAGUCAUUGUUUCUUUUGUUUCCGUUUCUGGGGUUGUGUUUGUUUUCUGGUGAGGUUGAGGCGGAGGUUGUAUUUGUAACUUAAUUCACUUGUGCUGUAAUAUCUUCAGUCAAUAAUGAAAGCUUCAUUCCCAACUA
Messenger RNA from Lycium barbarum (goji berry), 2437 nucleotides. Its product is annotated as phosphoenolpyruvate carboxykinase (ATP) 1-like. Bases 169 to 2160 code for a protein of 663 amino acids. Gene Ontology annotation, biological process: gluconeogenesis. The record is from RefSeq and is a predicted model, not a curated record. The transcript has 13 exons. Gene Ontology annotation, cellular component: cytosol. Gene Ontology annotation, molecular function: phosphoenolpyruvate carboxykinase (ATP) activity; ATP binding. Lineage: Eukaryota; Viridiplantae; Streptophyta; Magnoliopsida; Solanales; Solanaceae.